This is a messenger RNA of Melitaea cinxia (Glanville fritillary), 1135 nucleotides long. Its product is annotated as sodium channel protein Nach-like. Bases 120 to 1085 code for a protein of 321 amino acids. Gene Ontology annotation, molecular function: ligand-gated sodium channel activity. The transcript has 7 exons. Gene Ontology annotation, cellular component: membrane. Lineage: Eukaryota; Metazoa; Arthropoda; Insecta; Lepidoptera; Nymphalidae. The record is from RefSeq and is a predicted model, not a curated record. Gene Ontology annotation, biological process: sodium ion transmembrane transport.
UAGUUUUAAAAUUUUUAUACAUAAAUUAUUAUUGCAGGAUAUGGACACCUGAUCAUCUUUUGGAUCUCGAUGAUGUCCUUAAAGAUGUUGCAUAUUUUCGCGGUGUCGCCUAUAGUCUGAUGAACGUGUGUUACAUGAAUAAAAAGCGUGAUCCUCAUUGCCCAAUCUCUAAUUACAGCUAUUAUGCUCAAUUGAUACGAAGUUCUUGCCCUGAAAUUUUGAAAAAUUGUUCCUAUAAUAAUGAAGUUUUCAAUUGCUGCGAAUAUUUUCAGACAAUUGAAACGGAUGUUGGUAUUUGCUACAUUAUUAACUCCAUACAAACUAAAAAUUCGAAACCCUAUCCAAUGUUAAGUAACAUGAAACAAAAGAGUGGUGUUCUUAAAUUUCAAGUCUUGUUGACUUCGAUGAUGUAUACUUUGGGAGAAGAUGAAAUUCCAAGUGUAACAACAUUAUACUCAUCGACUUUAAAACUGUCGCUUGGGAAAAAAUAUCGACGACAUGUAACAGUAAGAAAUAUUGAAAACGACCCACUGGUAGCUGAAACUACACCGCAACAACGGGCAUGUCGCUUUCAUGACGAAAAUGAGGAUGGCCUUUACCCCCAUUAUUCGUAUAGCGCUUGUAACGUUCUUUGCCGCAAGCGAGCUCAAAUGGAACUCUGUCAAUGCAUCGACCACUUUAUGUUGGAUACAACAGAAUCAGAACGAUGUAAUAUAUCUGGCAUGUGGUGUCUUCACUCACACUCAAAAGACUUGACAACACUAAAACCUCACUGGGCUAAACGUCCCGGCCUAAGUUGUAACUGCCUGCCUUCUUGUAAUGAAACUGAAAUCACUAUUUUAAAGGAUGUAAUAACGACGCUUAAACCAAAAAAAUAUAUUACUUAUGUAGAGAUGGUGUUGGCGUAUCUUCCGACUGAAAGGUUUAAAAGAAAUGUUGUAAGAAGUCGUUUAGAUUUAGUUGUAUCUGUGGGUGGAACUGCUGGCUUGUUUGUCGGUGCCAGUUUGCUAAGCUUUGUUGAAUUAAUUUUCUUUUUCACUGUUCGCUUUAUCAGCAACGUUUUGAUGGAAAAACGUAAACAAUAAAAUCAUCGCCAAAACAAGGAAUUAAAAUUAAUUAAUACGUGAAGCAAAAA